AUCAGAUGACGUGUUGGUUUUGGGGUGAGUGGGCUGGAUCGCUGACCCGGACGUGCUCCUGCACAGUGCGAGUCCCGGCAGAGUUCACAGCAGCGCUGGGGAGUGUGUGAGGUGCAGCACGUGAGUACGAUCACAAGUGGUGUGUGUGUGAUUUCACAGAGAGAGGUGCUGUGGGUCUGUGUGACCUCGUGUGCCAGCCAGCCAGCCCUCGUUGCAGUUGGACCAGCAUGCCGCUUGCUCCCCGUCGCCAUGGCAGCCCGCUCUCGCACCCGGACCCUGCAGGUGGUGGACACGGAGUUCAGUGCGGACGCUGUGGAGUGGUGCCCUGUGCCUGGCUGGCACUCCCUCCUCGCCUGCGGCACCUACCAGCUGCAGAGACCCUCUGACAAGGCUGGGGGGGAGUCUGAGCCCCCCCUCCGAGUGGGCCGGCUCUACCUGUACCGAUUCAGCACCGAGGAGGGCUGCGCUGCCCCCCUGAUGGAGCUGCAGAGGGCCGACGCCCCUGCCAUCCUGGAUAUGAAGUGGUGCCACGUGCCGGUGUCAGAGCGCCCUCUCCUGGGCAUUGCGAAUGCCAGGGGAGCGCUGGAGCUGCAGCAGCUGACGGGCAGCGAGAAAUCUGGCUGUGCCCUGGAGGCGGUCUCCAGCCUGGAUCUGGGUCCUGAUAGGCUGGCUCUGUCUCUGGACUGGUCCACGGGGCGGGGGGAAAGCUCUGCCUCCUCAGUGAAGGUUGUCUGCAGUGACUCGAAGGGCUGUGUCAGCCUGCUGUCUCUCUGUGGCUCAGCUGCCUCGCUCCACCUGCUCUCCCAGUGGAAGGGACACGAGUUCGAGGCCUGGAUCGCAGCCUUUGACUACUGGAACAGUGAUGUGCUGUACUCAGGGGGUGAUGACUGUCGUCUGAAGGGCUGGGAUGUGAGGACGGGCUCCUCGUGCCCAAUCUUCACCAGCAGGAGGCACUCGAUGGGCGUCUGCAGCAUCCAGAGUAACCCUCACAGAGAGCACGUCCUGGCUACUGGGAGCUAUGAUGAGCACGUGCUCCUGUGGGACUCUCGGCACAUGAAGCAGCCGCUGGCCGACACACACGUGCGGGGCGGGGUGUGGAGGCUCAAGUGGCACCCUUCCCAUGAGCCUCUGCUGCUGGCGGCCUGCAUGCACAACGACUUCCACAUCCUGGACUGCAGGGCGGUGCUGGACGGCAGCUCUGAAGAGAGUGAAAUCAUCUCCUCGUACAUCCUUCACAACUCCCUGGCGUACGGUGCUGAUUGGUCGAGGCUGAGCCUGGCUGGCCCCGCCCCUGCGGAGGAGGAAGGGGAGGGGCUGGCUGACCCCGCCCCUGCGGAGUGGGAAGGUGAGGGGCUGGCUGGCCCUGCCCCUGCGGAGGGGGAAGGUGAGGGGCUGGCUGGCCCUGCCCCUGCGGAGGGGGAAGGGGAGGGGCUGGCUGGCCCCGGCGCUGUGGAGGGGGAAGGGGAGGGGCUGGCUGGCCCUGCCCCUGCGGAGGGGGAAGGUGAGGGGCUGGCUGGCCCCGCCCCUGCGGAGGGGGAAGGUGAGGGGCUGGCUGGCCCCGCCCCUGCGGAGGGGGAAGGGGAGGGGCUGGCUGGCCCCGCCCCUGCGGAGGGGGAAGGGGAGGGGCUGGCUGGCCCCGCCCCUGCGGAGGGGGAGGGUGAGGGGCUGGCUGGCCCCGCCCCUGCGGAGGGGGAAGGGGAGGGGCUGGCUGGCCCCGCCCCUGCGGAGGGGGAGGGUUACCUGCAGAUUCAUUACGAGUCCCCGACGGCCAGCUUCGACACGGCUCUGGAAGACGUGCAGGGGCGCUACCGCCCCGAGCCCCUCACCCCAGCCCCGCGCUCCCAGAGCAGCAGCCCCCCCACGGAGAGCAGCCUGCUGGCCACGUGCUCCUUCUACGACCACGUGCUGCAUGUGUGGAGGUGGGACUGCAGCCCCGCCUGACCAGCACUGGGGCUGAUGAAGAUACACAUUCCCAGGUCAGGUUUACUGACAGGGGUUACAGAAAGUGCAGCUGGGAGUGAAAUAUUUCACCUGAACUGAGCCCUGGCUGCAGUUUCAAAGAGCUUUUCCAGUCAUUUUGUAUGAACUCAUGCGAUUGAAACAAUAAUAAGACUAAUCAAAGUUGUGUGGUGCUGUGUGACCGCCACGUUCAAAUUGUCAUAAUAAAAAGGAUCUUAAUAAA
This is a messenger RNA of Acipenser ruthenus (sterlet), 2182 nucleotides long. Its product is annotated as diphthine methyltransferase. The transcript has 10 exons. The record is from RefSeq and is a predicted model, not a curated record. The coding region runs from base 250 to 1941 and encodes 563 amino acids. Gene Ontology annotation, molecular function: protein binding. Lineage: Eukaryota; Metazoa; Chordata; Actinopteri; Acipenseriformes; Acipenseridae.